AUGCUAUUCGCAAUGAUAGGCCACUGGAUUGUAGCUGGACAACCAAAAUAUGACAGAAUGGAGCCAGGGCAGACUAUACCGUUCAUUUCCGAUAUAGGAGCCCAGGAACUAAAGCCAUUGUUCGUGAUUGGAUGCAUAGUCACAAUGCUGUUUCUGAAUCUGGCGUUCUAUCAAUCCAUCCAAUCCAAGGGAAAUUCAAACUAUUUCUGCAUCUAUUUUUCAGCUUCUUCCACAUUUGCUGGAAGCCUAGGGUUGAUCAUGUUAUCAGUGUUUGACAACAUUAACCACAAAUUUGUCCAUGAUGCCUUUGUGACCAUAUUCAUGAUGGGAUAUCUAAUCGGUGCAACCGUAAUCUGCAUAGAUUACUUUUAUUUGACGGGUUCAUCCAAGUUACAAAAGCAAGGACAGAUGUUUAAGACGAGCUUCUUGAUCAAGCUAUCAUUCAUUAUUACUGAAAUUGCCUUUAUACUGGCAUUCCGUUGCACUGACAAAACACAGCCGCGAUUCUUGAAUGGGGCUACUAACCUUUGUGUAGUUAUUGCCUUCACCUUCACUGGUUACAUCUUGUCAUUUGUGGUUGAUUUGCUCCCAUCUUCUUGGCUUCACAUUAUCCCCUCCAACUACAAGCAACUCGAGACAGAUAUGGAUUUAGCUUAA
This is a messenger RNA of Penicillium daleae, 657 nucleotides long. RefSeq lists its product as uncharacterized. The transcript has 5 exons. The record is from RefSeq and is a predicted model, not a curated record. NCBI's taxonomy places the organism in Eukaryota, Fungi, Ascomycota, Eurotiomycetes, Eurotiales, Aspergillaceae. The coding region runs from base 1 to 657 and encodes 218 amino acids.